Messenger RNA from Nicotiana tabacum (common tobacco), 1452 nucleotides. Its product is annotated as E3 ubiquitin ligase BIG BROTHER-related. The record is from RefSeq and is a predicted model, not a curated record. NCBI's taxonomy places the organism in Eukaryota, Viridiplantae, Streptophyta, Magnoliopsida, Solanales, Solanaceae.
UUCUCUAAUCAUUCAUCCCUCCGUCACCAAACCCACACACCAUCCGCUUUCAUCUACGCUUAAGAUUUCUUCUUCUAUAUAACUUCACCAAAAAUCCGAAUAUCCCCCUUCCAAUUCCCCUCUUUACCCUUCUCCCAAACCCUAUUAAAUACCUAUUCACGCUUUCUCUCUGGACCUUUUCCGUCGCCCAUAAAUGGAGAAUUCAAAAAGUAAUAACAACAACAACGAAGCAGCAUCAGCAGCAGCUAAAAGCACAACCGUCAUCGCGGCGGCGGCUGAUGCCAACAACCAACAACGAGUAAACCCCGAUGGCGGCAAUAGGCCAGAUGGGGAUAGUAGUUUGCAAGUUGUGGAAAUCAAUGCAAAUGGGGAAUCGGGUGUUUCUGCUGGGAGAACUCCGUUCACCAACCUUAGUCAGGAGGAUGCUGAUCUUGCUCUCGCCCGCACUUUACAAGAGCAGGAAAGGGCUUAUAUGAUGCUUAGCAUGAACAGUGACGGGAUUGAUUUCGGGAGUUGGGAUGGUGGGAGCUAUGACCAUGAUGAGGAGGAUGAUGAAGAUUUUGAUGAUCCAAGCGAAGAAGAAGAUGAUAGUAAUGUAGAUGAGGAUGAAGAAGAUGCAUUCGAUGUGCAUGCUCAUGAUGAAGCUGGCGAGGAUGAGAACCAAGGGAUUGAGUUAGACCCAUCGGCUUUUUCUAGUGAUGAGGCCUAUGCCAGAGCAUUACAAGAUGCCGAAGAGAGGGACAUGGCAGCAAGAUUAUUGGCCCUUGCCGGGAUAAAUGAAAUGUAUGUUGGACAAGCUCAAGAUGGAGAGGAUCGUGGUAUUAAUUCCCAGGAUGCAUGGGAGGAUGUCGAUCCUGAUGAGCUUUCUUAUGAGGAACUUAUAGCACUGGGUGAAGUUGUUGGAACUGAGAGCAGGGGUCUUUCUGCUGAUACAAUUGCCUCUUUGCCUUCAGUGAACUAUAAGGCACAAACUGCAUCAGACGGGACCACUGAUUCGUGUGUUAUAUGUAGAUUGGAAUAUGAAGAUGGUGACCAAUUGACUGUGCUAUCCUGCAAACAUUCUUAUCAUUCUGAAUGUCUGAACAAUUGGUUACAAAUAAACAAGGUCUGUCCAAUGUGUAGCACUGAGGUCUCCACCUCCGGAAACAGCUAGCGUUAUUGUGCUACUGAAUUGAAGUUAGUAACUUAGUUCAAUACAGUCAUUGAUAGUAACACAGAGACUAAUAUCUGCUUGUUUGACCAAGUCUUUGAUCACUCUUGGCUGGCUUCUUUUGUUCUCUGUUUCUCAUAUAUCAUGAAUGUACCAAGUUCUAAUAAUUCCCUUUCUUCUUUUUCCCUUUUGCCUUUUAAUUUUUUCCCCCACACCCAUCUCAUCUGGCAGUUGAUGGUAUUUGAGUUUUACAUCACUACCUUCUUCAUUCUCUCUAUUGAAAAGUAUGCUUUUAAGUUUUA